Messenger RNA from Spodoptera exigua (beet armyworm), 2279 nucleotides. The record is from the annotation of a GenBank genome assembly. Lineage: Eukaryota; Metazoa; Arthropoda; Insecta; Lepidoptera; Noctuidae.
AAAAGAUGUUAUUUAUCUUAAACUCUUCAAGUUAUCGAUGCGAUAAAUCAUCUCAGUUGUUGCAACCAUGUCGCGAGUCCUAGACAUGUGGUCGGUGGUGUUGUUAAUAUCAUUAUGUGAUCUCAUCCAAGGAUUAUACCGAGUAGAUCCGCUCGUGGCUACAAACAAGGGUCUUAUCCGAGGUAUUCGCUCUGAGCAGGGUUAUGCUGAGUUUUUGGGAGUCCCUUAUGCAGUCGUGGAUAAAACUAAUCCUUUUGGGCCAUCACUGCCGCACCCAGGUUUUAAUGAUAUUUUCGAAGCAUACGAGUCAAAUGCAUGUCCUCAAGUAUCUAAUAAUCUAGCUAUUGGUACCAUUGAUUGCCUCACCCUGAAUAUCUACGUACCAAGUGCUGCUACUACUCAAAACCGCUUCCCAGUAAUGGUAUGGAUCCAUGGAGGUGCCUUUGUAACUGGUAGCGCUCAAGCUGAAGGAAAUCCUAGCUUUUUAUUGAAGAAUGACGUCAUUGUAGUGGUAAUUAAUUACAGACUAGGUGCUUACGGCUUCAUGUGCCUAGAUCUUCCAGAAGUCUCUGGUAAUCAAGGUCUUAAGGACCAAGUGCUGGCCUUGAGAUGGGUCAACGAAAACAUUGAAGCAUUUGGAGGUGACGCUUCACAAGUUACUGUAUUUGGUGAAAGUGCUGGUGGAAUGUCUGUGAACCUUCAUUUGUUAUCCUCGUAUGAGAAUUUGUUUCAAAAAGCUAUAAUCCAAAGUGGGCCCGCUUCAAGUCCGUGGUUAAUGGUGGAACCAAAUAAUACAGUACCAAUCAAAUUAGCAAAUUCUUUAGAUUUUGAAACCGACGAUACACUUGAAGCUCUACAAUACCUUGCAUCGAUAGAUGUUCAUACAUUGGUUAAAAAAGCUCAUGAUUUGCAAAUAACAAGCUCUACUGGAACUGAUAAUCCUGGCACUUUGCCUUGCAUAGAGAAGGAAAUCGAGGGCGUAAAAUCUUUUAUAACUGAUCAUCCAAUGAAUAUAAACUCUCCUAAGGUCCGCAAUACUCCUGUGAUUAUUGGGCACACAAGCAACGAACUACCUUUCCAAUAUGGAAAUGCUGAUGCAGAUUUUUUCGCAAACUAUGAUUUUGAUUUACUAUCCAAAGCUUUUGAUUUGGGGGACGAUUGGGAUGAUGCUGUAAAUGAUGUAAGACACUUUUAUAUUGGAGAUGAGCAACCCAAUGAGAAUGUAGCCGAUAAAAUAACAGAUUUUGCGUCAGAUUUCGUAUUUAAUCAUCCAACGCAAAGAAUGGCUGAAAGGCUUUUGGGCAUUGGUGCUAAAACAGUUUACCGAUACGUUUUCUCAUACAGUGGUGAUAGAAACUUUUUAAAAAUUUUAUAUAACUUGAAUGCUACCGGAGCUGUCCAUGGUGAUGAAAUUGGAUAUUUGUUUGAUAAUGUUGAAUGGUUUGGAGAACAAAUAACAGCUGAAGAUCAGCUUAUGAUUGACAGGAUAACAACGCUUUGGACUAACUUUGCCAAAUAUGGGGAUCCAACACCGGCAACGUCGGAGCUACUACCAGUAAAAUGGCAGCCCAUCACGAAGACCAACCAGCCUUACCUGAACUUGGAUUCAGACCUUACUCUUGCAUCCAGACCGUUCCACGACAGGAUGGCGUUUUGGGACCUUUUCUAUAAACUAUACAGAAACCAACAAAAAUGUAAUGUUUCUGGAUAAUGAGGAACCUGAAAGAUAUUUAAAAUUGGUUGUAGAAUUUGAGAGCAAUAAAACUUUAAUUUCUGCUUAAAUAACUGUACAUUCAAAUAAUAUUAAUUUGUGUUUAUCGUGGAAUAUGCUUGAUCACCAUAUUCCACGAUAAACACAUAAAUUAUGUUUUCUUUUAUUUUACUAACAUAAUAUUUACUGUCACAGAUUAAGGGUUUUUACGAGAUAGGGCGGCAAAUGGAAUGCGAAACUUAACGCAAUCAUACAAACGUACCUCUGAUUUCCGUGGAGCCGUGAUAUCACUCCGAUGGUAGCUCUUCGGAUGAUGAUGGUCAUAAAUAAAAUAACCUGACAUUAAAUCAUUGUAAGCGUGGGAGGGCCAUGCUUCGGUAUGACUGGGUCGGCUCGAACGGAGUAAUAACGCGGCCCCACAGAAACCCGAUCUGUAACAAAACGUCGUGUUUCGCCAUAUGAGUAAGGUUACCGGACGCCCAAUCCUUUCCCUCCUCCAAUCCCUAAAUCCCCAAAUGGGUGUCCAUGGGCGGCGUUGAUUUUUUACAAACAGGUAAUCAGUUUGUUC